AUGGCCACGCUGGAAUAUAGACGUGGUAGUCAGAGUGGGCUCCGCACUGAUGUGGAAGGAACGCUGGAAGCAAUUCUGAACGUUAUAGAUACUUACGAUAGCGAAAAAUGCAAAUUUCAACUAGUUGAUUUCGGUGUCGGUGCACCCACGAACAUGGAUGUGGAAAUGGCUAAAGAGACCGGAGCUUUGAUCUACUUGUUCAACGUUCAGCCACCUUCAGCUGUUAAGAGGCAGGCUGAACAAGACGGCGUUCGCAUAGAAUUAUUCAACGUUAUUUAUCGACUCGUAGAAGCAUUAAAGGAUGAGUUGUCUCAGCGAUUACCAACGCUUAACUGA
Cooperia oncophora is the source of this 336-nucleotide messenger RNA. The record is from the annotation of a GenBank genome assembly. NCBI's taxonomy places the organism in Eukaryota, Metazoa, Nematoda, Chromadorea, Rhabditida, Trichostrongylidae.